Messenger RNA from Rubroshorea leprosula, 2690 nucleotides. NCBI's taxonomy places the organism in Eukaryota, Viridiplantae, Streptophyta, Magnoliopsida, Malvales, Dipterocarpaceae. The record is from the annotation of a GenBank genome assembly.
GUUUACUUGCAUUUCUUUUCCUGCAAAACUUCUGCGAGAAGCUCCAUUGUGCAUUUUCUGUUCGUGAACUACGGUAACAACUGGGGAUCUCUACAUCAAAUCUUUCGAAAUCGAAAUCAGGUACUGUACCCGAACUUCUGAUUUUUGAGUUAAUCGAAGUGUCUCUCUCCUUUCUCCCUUUCUGUGAUUGAUUUAGAGUCCUCUGAAGGAAGUUAGGGUUAGAGGCGAGAAGGAUCUUGAAUGUGCAACAACGGGGGUUUUUUUUUUUAAAAAAAGAUCCUGACUUAUUCCUCCCCCCUACUUCGUGCAGAGUUUGAGAAAAUGUCGUUAGAAAGAACACAAAGUAUAGUAGGGAGUGAGGUGGAGCCCCUGGACUAUGGGAGGAUGGACACAGAGAGUAGUCCAUCUCCAACUAGUUCGGAGGAAACAGUGGAGGGGGUGAGAGGAGAUGAGGUGGUGGAGGUUGGGGGGGUGAGGUGGCAGAGGUUGGGAGGAAUGAGGAUGGACACAGAGAGUAGUCCAUCUCCAACUAGUUCGGAGGAAACAGUGGAGGGGGUGAGAGGAGAUGAGGUGGUGGAGGUUGGGGGGGUGAGGUGGCAGAGGUUGGGAGGAAUGAGAAAUGCAGAGAUAGUGGAGGAAGUGAAGCAGUACCGAUCUGAACUAAGGACCAGGGAUGACCUGUGUCACUUAGUAGAAACGUACGAGAUCUCUUCUCGAGUGUUAGUUAGGCCAGCUGGGGUAGAGGAGAGGGCGUGCUCUGCUCCUCGGGAUCACUGGAUGCCUGUGUAUUCCCACUAUUUGUUUGCGGGACUCAGGUUUCCACUUCCUGAGUUGCUAAUAGGAAGUAGGAGGGAUAAGGGGUGGUAUUAUUUCACCCCUAGGGUAGCUAAGAAGGAGAAUAGGACUUUAUUCACUGCGGGUCCUUCAUCCAUUAAGGGAUGGAAGGAGAAAUUCUUUUUUGUGGAUGACACGGAGUGGGGGAAAGGGGAUGACACGGAGUGGGGGAAAUGGGAUGCCGAGGUGAGGGCGUUAGCCUCCUGGAAGGCCAAAAGGGCCAACCAGAAUAAGUUUAGCUUGAAUGAGGAUGAGGAGGAAGAAGUGGGAAAGUUGGUGAGGGAGGGGGGAGAUGUGUUGAACAUCAUGGACCUCACCAGCGCAGCAUGCAUAGAGGCUGCUGAGCUCUAUGGGCCAAGCGCUCUGAGUGAAGCUGACAUGAAUCAAUUUUUGAAUACUGUUGGAGGGAAGGCCAUCCCCAAGAAGCCAAGGAAGAAGUCAAGGACUUUAACUAAGCAAGUGGAUGAGGGGAGAGCUGGGAAGGAGGUGGUGCCCCUGGCUUCAGUUGAGACGGAGGACGAGGUGCCACCGUUGAAGAGGAAGGGUUGGGAGGAGAGGAGGGCAGCGGAGAAGAAGCAGAAGGUGGUGGAGGAGGGGAGGGGGAAUGAGGUACCUGAGUUCGUACCUCAGCCUCCUCCUGUUGAGCUGAACCCUGAGCUCAGACGGUUGGAGGAGGGGGCUGAGGUACGAGCUCCUGGCAAGGGAAAGGGACCUAUUCCCCCACUGGGGCCUCAGAGCAGCCUGUUCGAGGCGAAUAACAUGACGGGGGCUAGGUGGUUCAUCAACAACACCUUCCCCGAAGCGGACCAAAGCUUCGCACGGGAGGAAGCUCUGAGGUAUGGUGGAGCGUCCGUGGUGAGGCACGUUCUAGAGAGCGCGAGCUGGGUGAAUGGUCUAGCCCAAGAAUUCAAGGAGAGCCUGAAGGACCGCGCACUCUUGCAGAGGCAGUAUGACCAACUGCAGAAGGAGAAGGAGGAGCUGGAGAAGAAAAAUAAAAAGCUGCAAGAGUCUCUGAACGAGGUGGUUCCAACUGUGAAGCAGUUGGAACAGGAGAAGGUUUCCCUGGGCACCAAGCUCGGCUUUGAAGAGACGAAACGAAAGAUCUCUGAAAGCGAGCGUGAGGCUUUGGCACAAGAAUUAAAGCUGACGAAGGAGGCUUUCUUGGAGCUGAAGGGAAAUGUGCAGACCUUGGUGCACAAUGGGAUGAAGGAGCACAUCGGCAACUUCAUCAGCUCCAGCUCGUUUGACAACAUCGUCAACUUAUACCGACUGCCUACUGCCAUCAUCGCAUUCACGGACUGCAGGAAGAAGGUGAAGGCAGAAUAUCCUGAAGUGGAUAUUACGAAGAUCACCUUCGGAGAGCAAGAAGAAGGAGUGGAGGAAGAUGGUGAGAGCAUGUCAGCAGACUUCCGUCCUCAGAUCAAACUGAGGUGGGAGGAUGAUGCAAAUGGACGUGCUGUUUUCCCUCCACAAUUCGACUUCGAGUUCAUGGCAGUGGAGGAGGAAGGGGCAAAGGUAGAGGAAGACGAGGUGGAGGCAGGAGUAGAAGGAGCUGGAGUGGAUGAGAGUCAACCAAUUCCAGAGGUGGAGAUUCAUCCAGUUCCUUCUGACGAUGAGGAGCCUCCUCUGCCAGACGAGCAGCAGCCAAGACAGCCACCUCUUCCAGCUGAAGAGGAGCCAGUGGAGCCACCUCCUCCAGCAGAGAACUAAUUUUGAUUUUUGAUUUUUUGUAAAGACAGUUAAACAUUUUGUAAUGUUGUUAUAAUGUUAAAUGAAAAUUCAGUUUUGAAAUUAGAUGUGUUUAUGUUUGUUUUAUAAUUUUUGUUAUUUUUUAUGAAUAAAAGAACUUAGAGUAC